AUGGAGGACUCCAUUGAGGUCAUGCUCCAGGAGCACAACACAAGACUCCUCUACAGCUACCAGAACAACAGCUCUGUUACCUUGUGGAUGUCGGCCAUCUUGACUGGGGCUUCUGCACAACAACCGGCAGUUGGGUUCCAAUGCACUGGGUUUGAGAUCAACUCAACGCUGCAGACCUACCCACGAGAUAGAGCCUGGUGGAGGGGAAAAACAUAUACUAAGGACAAUUUUGUCAGCAAGGAUGUCUGGAAGACGGAUCUAUCACGAUACAACAACGUGACUGUAUUUAUGGCCCCCGCAGUGAUGGAAGUUCUAGAGGAGAAGCUGCUGAAGGAGCUUUCUGAGGAUGCCAGGGUGGUGGUGUGUCGCUUCCACUUCCCUCAUUGGCCACACACCUGCUCCAAGGGGGCGGGGUUAGACCAGGUGUGGGCCUAUGAUGUCAGCACUGUCCGCAAGCCCUAUCCUUCAGUGUCUCAAUAGGUUACAGUCAUAUACAUUUCAUUCGGUUACAUAAAUACUUUUCCUUAGAGCAAAUGGCAACAUGCUCAUUGCCCCUCUGCAUGGUAAGCAAUGGUGUGCAAGAAAACUUCUUAACAUAAGUUCCAUGUCAUUUCAUUGGCCCCACAUAAUGGUUUGUACAAUGUGCAUGUUGAAUUACAAAAGACCAUGCUGGCUAUUGCUGCCCCUCUAAAUCUUCAAUAGUACCUUAUUAAAUCUUAGCCACAGAAUAGAAAGGCUGUUAGCAGAAUGUAAAAUAGAAGGGAAUAAAAUACAUAUGCUUAUUUACAGUGUUUACUAUAACUUUGAUGCACAUUUACUUUGUUGGAUAUGCAGCAAGACCAAAGACAUAGCAUAAGGAUUGCAUGCUUGAAGUCAUUUUUUUAUCAGUUCACUUGUGUGACCUUAUUAUUUCCUGGGAAGGUUUGCUUUUCAAAUGUCUUAAGUCAACUUGAAGCCACAAACAAGAAAAAUCGACCUGAGAAAAGUGUUCUAUUGAAGACUGUGGUUGUGGUCAGAGUUUAUCCUCCAGAUAAUUAUUAGGAUCUAUGCACAGCUAAGCCACUAGGUCCAGCUGCAGCAGAGACAUCACUAUUUUUGACGACCCUUCGGUAGUUGGCGUAAAUGCCGUCCUCCUCCUGUUCUUCUGGGGCAUCACGCAUAAUACAGUCCCCCUCACUACCCUCUUGUUCUGGGGCAUUAUACAUCAUAUAGUCCCCCUCACUACCCUCUUCUUCUGGGGCAUUAUACAUCAUAUAGUCCCCCUCACUACCCUCUUCUUUGUGGGGCAUCACACAUCAUAUCAUCACCCUCACUACCCACGCUUGCUGAACAGUUGCCAGCAGCUGCCUUUGGCUCCUCUGGUCUUGCCAGUCGUAAAUUGUCAUAGUCACUCUCAUAGCACCCAGCUCUACCACUGUGGUUUCCCAUAGGGUAGCCAGCCGCCAAGACAUUGACACGUCAUCCGUGGGGAAUGGGAGUGGUGGUCUUUCCAUCACAGGACAUGGUUGACUCUUCUCAUAGACUCUAGAGGACUCCGCUGGAGGUUUGUUGAUCUGUGUUAGCUUGGGCGAAACUUGGGAGGUGGGUUGGUCUGCCUGGUCUGGCGACGCCACCAAUAAGCUAGGCCUCCACACACACCAAGCACGAUGAGAACAAACGUGACCGGACCAAGGAUUUGACCCUGCUGGUGUGUGGGCAGCAGUUGUCCCCACAGUGGGUUGUGGAGGUGCAGUUAGACAUGUUGGUACAGAAG
Molecule: messenger RNA, 1753 nt
Organism: Salvelinus sp. IW2-2015
Lineage: Eukaryota; Metazoa; Chordata; Actinopteri; Salmoniformes; Salmonidae
Source: RefSeq, a predicted model, not a curated record